AGAAAAGACUCAUUGCUCAUUAAGCGGUAAGCCAAGUUCUUUUCAAGACUUGCUCUGCAAAGACUUUCCCUCACCGACACACGCGUACACACACACACCCAUACACAUCUCUUCAAAAACCCAAAGCAGAAGUGGACAGGAACGGCAGUUUUCAGUCGCUGCGGUUGGCUAUGGCUCAGGGCUCUGACAGCAACGACACAAGCUACAAGUCCCCAUCACCUGGAAGCAGACCGAGCUCCUCAGACGAUGUGAAGAAAGUGAUGCGGAGAGAAAAGAACCGGAUUGCAGCACAGAAGAGCCGGAUGAGGCAAACUCAGAAAGCUGACAGCCUUCACUUGGAGAGUGAGAACCUGGAGAAGGAGAACGCCGCCCUGAGGAAGGAGGUGAAGCAGCUUACGGAGGAGGCCAAUUACCUGUCAUCUGUGCUGAGCAGCCACGAGCCCCUGUGCACCGGACUGGCUCCCCAGACCCCUGAACUCCUCUACCCUACUCAUCAAAGCAGCUACCACCGCCAGCACAUUAGCGUACCACACUACCAGCGCUGACCUGCCUGAUGGCCUGCAGCGAAAACAGUUGACUGACCUCAACAGACAAAGACUGACAGGAGACGUGUCUUUUUUAUUCUUAAAACAUUGUUAAGGUGAGACAGGCUAACUUGUCCAUUAAACAACAUGCCAAAACUCUCAACAGUAGUAUUGAAGACAUAUUUAUUUUGCUUCUCCAUGUCUCCUUGCUUUCUGAUUGUGAAUCUAUAUCUGAGUUUAAAUUUCUUGGUAAGGAGAAUUAUCAGGUAGUCUAUGUUUACAACAAAAGAGGAAUAUUGUGCUUACAUGUUAAAUUCUUAUUUUUAGUGUUUCAGAGAGCACCUUUUGUCAUUUUAUGUCUUGUGUUCUUCGUGUUUCUAAUGUGUUUUUUGUGUGUAAACGCUCAGGAGCUUUGACAGUGUUGAUUGUGGACAAAAAGAAUGUAAAUGUAAAAAGAAAGCUGGAAAUGUGGGAAAGGGUAGUGGGAGGAUCCAGCGUAUGUAUUUAUUAAAUUUGAUGCUUUUCUUUUUCUGAAACAUCAUCUGUAAACCUUCAGGGUUCAUGUUAUUCUUUUGUUUGCAAAGACAGCUUGGUUGUAAAGUCUGCACAGGUGCUGAUAAUGCAACAUGUGACCAACGUUUUAUUUCUCUCCUCAGUCGCCUCUAGGGGGCACUGUUUAACCGUGUUAGAGAUUAAAAUACAGUAGCUUAUAUUUAUAAAGCAUAAAAUUAAUAUUUUGUGAACUGCUCUGUGUGUGGAUAAGGAUUAAUUUAAGACAAUGAGCUCCACUGUUACCCUUUGCUUGUGCUACACUUGUGGUGAUCUAAAUAAAACGGCCUGUUAUCUGCAGUACAUUAAAGCAGGAAGUACAUGUAA
Girardinichthys multiradiatus is the source of this 1400-nucleotide messenger RNA. RefSeq names its product basic leucine zipper transcription factor, ATF-like (gene batf). Gene Ontology annotation, biological process: regulation of transcription by RNA polymerase II. Gene Ontology annotation, cellular component: nucleus. The transcript has 3 exons. NCBI's taxonomy places the organism in Eukaryota, Metazoa, Chordata, Actinopteri, Cyprinodontiformes, Goodeidae. The record is from RefSeq and is a predicted model, not a curated record. Gene Ontology annotation, molecular function: RNA polymerase II cis-regulatory region sequence-specific DNA binding; DNA-binding transcription factor activity, RNA polymerase II-specific. Bases 171 to 545 code for a protein of 124 amino acids.